Molecule: messenger RNA, 1942 nt
Organism: Drosophila santomea
Lineage: Eukaryota; Metazoa; Arthropoda; Insecta; Diptera; Drosophilidae
Gene: DIP-lambda
Product: lachesin
Exons: 11
Coding region: 266-1792 (508 amino acids)
Cellular component (GO): neuron projection
Source: RefSeq, a predicted model, not a curated record
GGAGAUAAAAAAACGGAAUCACAGUCACCCCUGUAAAAUUACCGCAAGCUGACAUCGUAUUAAUUUGUUUUGGAUAAAACCAUUAUAAAUAAACGCAAAUGUAUAAAGUUACGAUUCACGGUUAAUGCAAAUAUCUUAACGCGGCUUUAUUUUAGGAUGCCACAAACAAAAAUGAAAUCUUGGGAUCACCUCUAAUUUCUAUAACUUAUUUUGCAGUUAUAAGUAUAUAUUGUACCUGAAUAUUUUUGAAGCCAUCGAUAUUCAUAUGUUGAAAAAAAAGACUGCUGGGAUAAAAAUGUGCGACAGAGUUAAAGCUUGUGGUAUAGUUUUAAUUCUGAUCAUGGCGAUAAACAUAACUGAAAGCCACGCCGUGCCUCAUAUAAAUGGAAACGGCGAUUCAGAUGAAAUUGGUCCAGAGUUUUUGGCGAAGUUAAGUAAUACAACAGUUCCCAUAGGACGUGACAUAUCAUUUACUUGUGUGGUUGACAAUUUGGGUCAUUAUCGGGUUGCAUGGAUAAAAUCUGAUUCAAAGGCCAUACUUGGUAUACACACCCACAUGGUCUCACUAAAUCCAAGAUUAUCUGUAACACAUAACGGUCACAACACCUGGAAACUUCACAUAUCUCGCGUACAGUUAAACGACUCCGGAAGUUAUAUGUGUCAAGUAAAUACAGAUCCUAUGAAGAGCCUUUCUGGAUAUUUAGAUGUUGUUGUACCUCCAGAUAUUUUAAACCAUCCAGAACAUAAUCCAGAAGAAGGUGUCUGUCAAGAAGGUGGAAGUAUUUCACUUUUAUGCAGUGUAACAGGCGUUCCAAGACCAAGGGUACUGUGGCGGCGUGAGGACGGAAAGGAAAUAAUACUACGCACGGAUAGCAGAGAUAAAACAGGUGUAAAGUCGGUUGAAGGAGAAAGGCUGGUCUUAACAAAUGUGCAUCGUUCCGAUAUGGGAGGCUAUAAUUGCAUUGCAUCUAAUGGAAUACCUCCUUCAGUUAGCAAGCGGUUUAACGUAUACGUUAAUUUUUCACCAACAAUUAAAGCCAUAAGUCAAUUGGUUGGAGCACCCGUUGAAAGAGAAGUAACUUUGGAAUGCAUUGUAGAAGUGUACCCCAAGCCUCUUAAUGGUUGGUACCGCAGGGAAGGAAAUAUUAAAAUGCACAGCGGAAACAAAUAUAAUAUUUCUGAAGAAAUGAUUAACCUAUACACAUGGCACCUUAACCUUACCAUAAGACAUCUGACCAAAUCAGAUUUUGGAACUUAUAGUUGUUCGAGCGUUAAUGCCCUUGGCAAAAGUGAAUCACUUAUUCGAUUGCAAGAGCUUCGGCUGCCGCCCAAGUUGACCACAACACCAACACCUCACAUGCAAACAACAGGAAAAUCGCGUCGGAAGCACCCAGCAAGUCACAAAAAGGGCAUAAACGAAGUGUUACGAUUUCAAGAAACCCAUAUCACUAAUCAAAUUCAACAGGAGAACGAAGAACAUAACGAAGGAAUUGAUAUGUUAAAGUUUACUAACAGUAAAAAUUCUAAUGACGUUUUAGAAAGCGACAACAUCAACAUCAUUAUAAACGGAGAAGAAGGAAACAUUCAUCAUCUUAAAAAAUAUGGACAAGAAAAGCCUAACAAGCCAUCUGGGACCAUACCAUCACCAAGUACCCCCUGGAUAUUCACAAAUACGGGAGCUCCAUGGGCAGAGCGAACUUCGAAUGCGACUGUUGCAUUGGUUAUAUUUUUUUGGUUGAUUUCUGGUGUGUGUCAAUCCUUAGCCUGGAAUGCAAGAAGAGUAAUUCACUAAGUUGUUGUUUUGAAAAGAAGAUUAUUUGUUUAAGCGCGCAAUGUCACACUCCGCAUCACUGUAAUGGAAUUAACGACAUUAAUAACUGAGCAAAUACAUUUUAUAUUAUGAACAAUGAUGCAAUAUUAUAAAUGCAUUAAUCAGGGAGUA